UAUUUAGCCGCGGUGAAAUCUAGAGGGAUGUAGUUGUUAUGGCAACUAGAAAAUGGCGAUUAUGCUAGGCAAGUUAUAUUACUCCCUCUGACAUUGUGUGGAGAGUAAAAGGUGAAGUGAAAAAACAUUGCAAUGAGUUCUGGGCGUCCUUGGACAAGGAGCAAGAUGGCGUCCAGUCAUGGCCGACCGAUGACCCGAGGCAAGCAGAGAGGCUUCUACUCUGAGAUUGUUGUGCCAGAAGCGUCCAAGCAAUUCCCGAAUCUGCAGCAAGGACCGGACACCCAGCACAAAACCAUUUGGAAGUCACAGCGUGAUGUUCACCUCCCCAGUGUGACAAAGUUCAAGACACCUGAUGACUUCUUGGACCAGCUCAAUGCUCAAGUGUACGGACCAACCACCCAACUCAUCACCAGCGAUGAAUUCUCUAAGGUGGCAUGGUCUCCAAAGGUGCAAGUACCGUACCAAGUGGUCAGUGGGUGUGUACCCAGGAAACUGGAAAUUGAGAGAAGGAAGAGGCAGUACAACAGACAAGCCAAAGAGCUGGAAAAUCUCUUGAAGCAGCACCAUGUAUCCACUCAGGAUCUGAUGCCCAUCACGGAUAAAACUUCCAAGGCUCUGCUCAACUUUAGAACUUCUUCAGAAAGUGGUAAACAGCCCACACCCACCUUUCCAAGUUUUCUGCCACUUGAGAUCUUUGAUAACACUGAGUUCGACUGUAGGGCACCAGAAGAGUGGAUCCAACUUGGUUAUGAGCCUGAUGGUACCAGAAAACCUGUUCCUGGAAAGGCCCUCCUGCCGGUGUUGGAGUCACCCCCUAACACCUCCACACACAUUACGCCCACACCUCCCAGUGGACAGCCACCCACGGACCCAAGUAGACCUCAAAGGAGGUUCAAGUCGGGUGGGAAUGUCGGUACUAGGAGCAGUCCACUGCCUCCACUACAGUCCAAGUCAACAGAAGCACUCAAACAAACGUAUGAGUGGGUGGAUGUUGGUAUGCUAGACUACAAUCCAGCUAACAAGCUCUACUAUAUUAAGAGGGUCCAUGUUCCAAACUAUAUCCUCCAAGCAAAAUCUCUUAAAUUCGAUUCUGAAGAAAAGUCUAAGGAAAGCUCAGACUCUGGUAGUGAGUCAAAUGGCAGUGGGAGUGGUGUGAAGCUUGAGAGUAGUAUGGAGGGUGAAGCUGGAGGAGCUAGUGACGGGGAACAAAUAGCACCUCAACCAAAAUUGUCCAUGCAGCAGGUUGCUAAUAAGAAGGAUGCCUCCAAGGACAGUGACAGGCACCAGCAAGCUCAGUCAGAGUCGGGGGACUGUAUUCACUACUGGCUGCCUAGAAUAAGAAUCAUGUUUGCAGCUGAAGACCCCACUGUGUUCGUUGAGAGGGUAGCUUUGGCUCACAAGACUAGGCAGAAGACUGAAGCCUUGUUGCGGUACCAUCUAUACGUGGAUUGCAUGCCCCCAGAGGGGCUACAAGAGAUGGACACUGGGACUGUGCACAGAGUGGUGGACGUGGCAAGGUCCUCAGAGAAACUUCGACAAGCAUGUCUUGAUGGCUACUCGGAUGCACUCUCUAAGGAAGUGCAGUUGGAGUUCACUCGCUCUAUGAACAGGAUCCUCUUUGAUAAGACAGUCACCUCUCAACCAGGCACCUUCCCUUUUGUCACUUUGCCUGAUCCACACGUGGAAAAUAUUCCUGAAAAAGGUAAACACCAUGAUGUCCCUACAUUCCCGUUUGCCGAGAUUCGUAAAAAGUUUCAGUUUCUCUCCCUCCUCACAAGCCCUGAAGCAAUAUCAGUACUUGAGAUACUCAGAAUAGAGUGUGAACGUGUAGGUGACAUGUCUUUGUUCCAUACUGGAGCAAGCAAGCAUCUCAAACUGGAAGAGUUUGAUUCAGCUCAGCAGCAAGCUUCUGUGCAGGUUCAGACCUAUUUGACUGAGACGUGGGUGUCCAGUCUACGCUCGUCCAUCCAUAGCUGUCUGGAGGCAGUGAGCAAAGGCUGGUUCAACCUGAAUGAGACGAGCUUUGAAGUUUACCAGGUAUCAAAGCUCAAGAAACUUUUGGAGCUCAUCAAGUAUGCCAUGCAGGACUCCCUACGCAGUCUAGUGUUGGACUCUCUGGCGUCGUUUGUGGAGAUGAUCCACUCUGCCUGUGUCUCCACACUGGACUUGCCUGCUGACUACCAGUGGACUUCGCCACUCACCGAGUCACCUUAUCUGCCGUUGCAUGGCCCUAUGUUCUACAUGGAACUGCUCCUAGACAAAGAUGGCUGUCACUACACAACAGACCUGGCCACAGUCCAGCCCAUCCUAGUAACUGUGUUUGACAGGGGUAUCAACGCCACUCAUAGUGUCCCUCAGCUGGAGAAGUUCAUAGUGGACAAGCUGUUUUGGCCAGAGACAUUGCUACUCGAGGCAGUUGGACAACAUGAGCCCCAGGUGGACGCCCUCAGGGAGAGAAUGUCCACAAACAUCUCAGCAGCCAUCAUUCCAGCGAAAGCCUAUGCUCAACAAUAUAUUCCCUAUCUGGACCUCAUAAACCUUGACAUCAAGGUUUACAUCAGUGGUUUCUCUGGAGAGGAGGAGAAGAGCACUUCUCAGAUUAGAGCUGAGAUAGACUCCCAUCUUGAGGGCAAGACUCGUGUAGAGAGCAGCCUGCCUCAGUCCAUCACCAUAGGACCAUUCUUCAUCAACACUGACUCUGUGAGACUGGCACUUUCUAAGAAACACAAGGACAUUGCCAAAGCACUGCUCGACUUCCUUGUGGAUAAACUGAGGAAGGAUUCUGAGCAGAUCUGUGAUGACUUCAAGGAGAUAGCAUACAAACUUCGUGAGCGCUCCAACACCAUAGAAGACCUCACAGAGCAGAGGGAGUAUAUUAAAACUGUCCCAGAGCUGAUCAAUGGAUUCCAAGCCCAGAUUGAUCAGGCCAUGGGAGACUAUGACCUCAUUGAUGAGUACUUCUAUCCUCUCUCAGAUGAUGACUUCAACAACCGCUGGGACACCCUGGCAUGGAACAAGCGUAUAAUAGACCAGAUUGAGACCACUGAGACUCAAUUGGAGCAAGAUGAACAGAAGUUCCACAAGAAACUCAUCGAUGAUCAGACACAACUAGAAGACAAACUGGACACCUUGCAGAUGAUAGUGGCUGGAUUUUCUGGUCGCACUGAUCUGAGCAAAGCUGCUGAAACGUCUAAUGAGGUGAGGAGGGUCAUCAAGGACCUCAAAGAGUGUCAAGCUCAGGCCUUGCUCUACAACCAGAGGGAGAGGCUCUUUGAAAUGCCAGUCACACAGUAUGACAAGGUUGGUAAGCUCAACCGAGAAUUUGAGCCGUUCAAGAAUCUGUGGGUAACUGCUGCUGAUUGGCUCAAGUGGUACGAGGCCUGGAUGAAUGACUCCCUCAUGAACAUUGACCCUGAGCUCCUUGCCACCAAUGUCAACAGCGCCUUCAAGGUCAUGCACAAGAGUGUCAAGUAUUUCAAGGAUAUUCCUGGGUGUCUGGAUGUAGCCAGUCAGAUCAAGAAGCAGAUUGAAGAGUUCAGGCCUUACAUUCCACUCAUUCAGGGUCUCAGGAACCCCGGAAUGAGAAACAGGCAUUGGCAGAAGUUGUCUGAUGACUUGGGUAUAGUGGUUCAGCCGAAACCCACUCUUACCUUUGCUAAGUGUCUGGAGAUGGGGCUGGAACAGCAUAUUGAGGUUAUUGCCAAGGUGGCUGAGGUAGCUGGGAAGGAGUUCUCUAUCGAACAGGCUCUGGACAAGAUGGAGGCUGAGUGGGAACCGAUGCUAAUGGAGAUCAUAGCCUACAAGGACACUGGCACCUUUAUCAUGAAGACUGCUGAGGAAACAGCUCAGAUGCUGGAUGACCACAUUGUCAUGACUCAGGCUAUGUCUUUCUCGCCCUAUAAGAAACCAUUUGAGGGUAGGAUCACUGCCUGGGAGAACAAGCUCAGAACUACUCAGGAUGUGAUGGAGGAGUGGGCCUUGUGUCAACGAAGCUGGCUUUAUCUGGAGCCCAUCUUCUCCAGUGAGGACAUUAUGAGACAGCUCCCAGUGGAGGGCAAGCGAUACCAGACAAUGGACCGGAUGUGGCGAAAGAUUAUGCAAAAUGCCAAGAGCGAGCCCAAAGUUAUCACAUUCUGCUCAGACAACAGGCUGCUAGAAAACUUUAGAGAGUGUAAUAAGUUGUUGGAUCAAGUACAGAAGGGACUCAGUGAUUAUCUAGAAACCAAAAGAAUGGCCUUUCCACGGUUUUACUUCCUCUCGGAUGAUGAGUUGUUGGAAAUCCUCUCCCAGACUAAGGACCCCACUGCUGUACAACCUCAUCUGAGGAAGUGCUUUGAGAACAUUGCUAAACUCCAAUUCGAAGAGGACCUUGCUAUCAGCAAGAUGUUCUCUGGGGAGGGAGAAAUGGUGCCAUUCUCAGAGACUAUCUACCCGACUGGUAACGUGGAGGACUGGCUUCUUAAUGUGGAGAAACUCAUGCAGAAGUCACUCAAAAGGAUCAUCCAGGAUGCUUUAGAGGACUAUGAUAAGGUUCCCCGUACAGAGUGGGUGUUGAAGUGGCCUGGCCAGGUAGUGAUAGCUGGCUGUCAGACGACCUGGACUACUGAGGUGUCACAAUCUCUGGAGGAAGGCAUCAUUGCUGAUUACUACCAGACCAUGCUCAAGCAGCUUGCUGACCUGGUAACGCUGGUUCGUGGAAAGCUGACCAAGCUCCAUCGAACCAUCUUGUCUGCCUUGAUCGUGAUAGAGGUCCAUGCUAGGGAUGUAGUUAACAACAUGCUCGAGGAGAAUGUUAAGAACGUCAAUGAUUUUGAGUGGAUCUCCCAGCUACGCUAUUACUGGGACGGUGAAUUGCUGAUGAGGGCAGUAAAUGCCCAAUUCAACUACGGGUAUGAGUACCUGGGCAACACUGGUCGUUUGGUCAUCACCCCCCUUACUGACCGAUGCUACCUCACACUCACUGGAGCACUCCACCUCAAGUUUGGGGGAGCCCCAGCUGGUCCAGCAGGCACCGGCAAAACAGAAACUGUUAAAGAUCUGGCGAAGGCCAUGGCCAUCCAGUGUGUGGUGUUUAACUGUUCUGAUCAGCUGGAUUUUAUGGCUAUGGGAAAAUUCUUCAAGGGUUUGGCCAGCUCUGGAGCAUGGGCUUGUUUCGAUGAAUUCAACCGGAUCGACAUUGAAGUGUUGUCUGUAGUGGCCCAGCAGAUUACCACCAUUCAGAUUGCACAGCAACAAAAGCUGGAGCGGUUCAUGUUUGAAGGCAUGGAGAUAUCCCUCAAGGCUUCCUGCUCUGUAUUUGUCACUAUGAACCCUGGCUAUGCUGGUCGCACUGAGCUACCAGACAAUCUCAAAGCUCUCUUCAGACCAGUGGCUAUGAUGGUGCCCAAUUAUGCCAUGAUUGCUGAGAUCAUGCUGUUCUCUUUUGGGUUCUCUGAUGCAAAGGUCCUGUCAAAGAAAAUCACUACCACAUUCAAGCUGUCUUCGGAGCAGCUCAGCUCACAGGAUCAUUAUGAUUUUGGUAUGAGGGCUGUGAAAACUGUGAUUUCUGCCGCUGGUAACAUCAAAAGAGAAUUCCCAGAUAUGGAUGAGGAACUAAUUGUCUUGCGUGCCAUCCGUGAUGCCAAUGUUCCAAAGUUCCUAAUGGAGGACUUGAAGCUAUUUACUGGCAUCGUGUCGGAUCUGUUCCCCAAAAUACAAGACGUCCCAGUAGACUAUGGGGAGAUGGAGUUGAGUAUCAGAGAAAAGAGCAUUGAGCAUGGAUUGGAGGAUGUGGAAGGUUUUGUGAAUAAGUGCAUUCAGCUGUAUGAGACCACCGUAGUACGUCAUGGGCUCAUGUUGGUAGGGCCCUCCCUAUCUGGCAAGACAAAGUGUUACCACGUCCUGCGGGAUGCUCUCUCCUCACUUAAGGGGAAAAGUACUCCCGGAGGAGUACCUUUUGAACAGGUCUACUCUUUUGUGCUCAAUCCAAAGUCUAUCACCAUGGGUCAGCUAUAUGGAGAGUUUGACGCUAUGACCCACGAAUGGACGGAUGGAAUCCUUGCUUGCCUUAUUCGGGCUGGUGUGGCAGCAGACAAUUCUGACAAGAAGUGGUUUGUAUUCGAUGGUCCAGUAGAUGCCAUCUGGAUCGAAAACAUGAACACCGUCCUUGACGAUAACAAAAAACUCUGUCUGAGCAGUGGAGAGAUCAUCAAACUCACUGAGGCAAUGACAAUGAUGUUUGAGGUGCAGGAUCUUGCAGUUGCCUCGCCUGCCACUGUCAGUCGAUGUGGCAUGGUCUACCUGGAGCCCUCCAUACUAGGUCUUACUCCAUUUGUACGCUGCUGGCUCAAGCAACUACCCUCAGCGUUGGCCCCUUACAAAGAACAGUUCGAAAUUUUGUUUCACAAUUUCAUGGAGCCAAGUAUUAAAUUUUUGAGGAGAAACCUGAAGGAGUUUGUGCCGACCAGUAAUGGCAGUCUGACCUUUUCACUCCUGAAACUUUUAGAGAGCUUCUUUGUGCCUUUCAUACCACGUGAUGGCGAGAAUAUUCCCACUGACAAAUUGAAUGCAAUAGCCAAACUGGUGGAGCCCUGGUUCUUGUUCUCUGUUGUCUGGGGCAUCGGGGCCACAGUCGAUGCUGCCUCCAGGAUGAAGUUUGACGUGUUCCUCAGGGAAAAAAUCGAAGAGCACAAUAUCAAAAUGCCUUUUCCAGAGGGUAGUAUAGUGUACAACUACCGUCUCGAUGACGGGGGAGCCAGCAAGAGAGAAGACGAUGACGACGAUGACAAGAAGAAAAAUAAGGCUCAGAUUCGUUGGAUUGGGUGGAUGGAGGACAAGCCUGAGUUUGUGGUGGACCCUACCAUGAGAUUCUCCGAUAUCAUUGUUCCCACAAUAGACACUGUCAGAGCUCACUUUUUAUUGGAACUACUCAUCAAUAGUUCUAAGCAGGUUUUGUGUGUGGGGCCCACUGGUACUGGCAAGACUCUGACCACCUCCGACAAGCUCCUUAGAGGCAUGUCCUCUACCUACCUUUCCCACUUCAUUGCCUUCUCUGCCCAGACAUCAGCCAACCAGACACAGGACAUCAUAGACUCAAAGUUGGACAAAAGGCGCAAGGGAAUAUUUGGUCCUCCUCUUGGCAAGAAGUUCAUCCUUUUCAUUGAUGAUCUUAACAUGCCAGCCUUGGAGGUGUACGGGGCCCAGCCUCCCAUAGAGCUGGUCAGACAAUGGAUGGACCAUGGUGGGUGGUACGACAGGAAAGCAAUCGGAUCAUUUCGUAAAUUAGUGGAUAUUUCAUUUGUGUGUGCCAUGGGACCUCCUGGUGGAGGCAGGAACCCCAUCACCCCUCGACUUCAGAGGCACUUUAACAUCCUAUCCUUCACUGAACUUGAAGAUUCUUCUAAAGAAAGGAUAUUUUCUGCCAUAAUGAACUCAUGGCUGACGAGCUUCCCUGAUGCCGAGGCAACCAUCCUCACAUUAGUGAAAGCCACCAUCAAGGUCUACACCACUAUUACCACUGAGCUACUACCCACCCCUGCCAAGUCACACUACACCUUCAACCUCAGGGACCUCUCUAAAGUCUUUCAGGGAAUGCUUAUGGUAACAUCUACAAGAAUCAAGGAGCUGCCAUCCCUACUCAAGCUGUGGUGCCAUGAAUGUGGUAGGGUGUUUGAGGACCGUUUGGUCAGUACUGAGGACAGACAAUGGUUUCAACAGCUCCUUCGGGGUCGACUUUCCGAUGAGUUUAAGUCCAGCCCCGACGAUAUCCUUGGAGAAGGUAUCCUCCUUUAUGGGGACUUCAUGGCCCCCAAUGCUGAUGUCAAGGUCUAUGAUGAGAUUACGGACUAUGAAAAGAUGAAGAAAAUCUGUGAGGAGUACCUUGAUGACUACAACCAGAUUAAUACAGCUCAGAUGAAGCUAGUUCUGUUUUUGGAUGCUCUACGUCAUGUGUGUCGUAUUUCCAGAAUCAUUCGUCAGCCUUUAGGCAAUGCACUGCUACUUGGUGUGGGAGGUAGUGGCAGACAGAGCUUGACAAGACUCUCCGCUCACAUGGCAGAGUAUGAUCUGUUCCAAAUUGAGCUUUCCAAGAACUAUGGCACAACUGAAUGGAGGGAGGACAUCAGGAACUGCCUCAUGAAAGCUGGUGCUGAGAACACUCAAGUAGUGUUUCUAUUCUCUGACACUCAAAUUAAGAGUGAAUCUAUGUUGGAAGACUUGAACAAUAUCCUCAACUCUGGUGAUGUGCCUAACAUAUACGCAUUAGAGGAUAUGGACCGGAUCUAUAACGACAUGAAGCCUCUGGUACAAGAUGCUGGGCUGCAACCUACAAAGUCCAACCUGUUCUCAGCUUACACGAAGAGGGUCAAGAGCAACAUCCAUGUAGUCAUUUGCAUGAGUCCUAUUGGAGAGGUAUUCCGCUCCCGUCUCCGUCAGUUCCCCAGCUUUGUGAACUGUUGCACUAUAGACUGGUUCUCUGAGUGGCCUGAUGAGGCUCUCAAGUCAGUGGCUCAAAACUUUAUACAGGAGAUCACUGAGAUUGAAAAUCCUGACACCAUACCAGGGCUGGUUGAUACCUGUGUAGUCAUUCAUCAGUCGGUUGCAAAAAAGUCAUUCCAGUACAAGGCUGAGCUGUCACGAUAUAACUACGUCACUCCCACAUCUUAUCUGGAGCUUCUUGGAAUAUUUAGUAAAAUGGCUAAGAUGAAACAAACGGAGCUGAGCACGCAGAGAGACAGAACUAAGAUUGGAUUAGAUAAGCUAUUAACAACAGCUGGUGAAGUAGGCAAGCUUCAGGAAGAGCUGGAAGAAAUGCAGCCACAACUGGAGGCGGCUCAGAUUGAGACUGAACAGAUGAUGGAGCAGAUCCAAAAGGACUCUGUGGUGGCCAAUGAGACAAAGGCUGUGGUCCAGACAGAGGAGGAGGAAGCGACUGUUAAAGCUGAGAAGACCCAGGCUAUUGCUGACGAUGCUCAGAAGGACCUGGAUGAGGCAUUGCCUAUGUUAGAUGCUGCCCUCGCUAGUCUAAAGUCACUGAACAAGAAUGAUGUUGUAGAGGUGCGAGCUCUGCAGAGGCCCCCUAUGGGUGUCAAGCUGGUCAUAGAUGCUGUGUGCAUCAUGAAGGAGAUCAAACCCAAAAAGGUGCCUGGAGAAAAGCCAGGAGUCAAGAUCGACGACUAUUGGGAAGUAGGAAAAGCCGCACUGCAAGAACCAGCAAAGUUUUUGGACAGUCUUUACAAAUUUGAUCGUGAUAAUAUUCCAGACAGUGUCAUCACAAAGAUUCAGCCGUACAUUGACAAUCCUGAUUUUUCAACAGAAAAUAUCUCCAAGGUGUCUAAAGCAUGUACAUCCAUCUGUCAGUGGGUGAGAGCCAUGCACAAGUUCCACUUUGUGUCCAGGGCUGUGGCUCCAAAGAGGGCUGCCCUAAAAGAGGCCAAGGAAAGUCUCGACAAUACUCUUAAGCUGCUGAAUGAUGCCAAAACACGAUUGAGGGAGGUGGAGGAGGGGAUAGCUGCUCUGCAGGCGAAGUACAAGGAGUGUGUGGCCAAGAAAGAAGAGCUCAAGGAAAAGUGUGAUCUCUGUGCUGCCAGACUAACAAGAGCUGAGAAGCUCAUUGGAGGUCUGGCUGAUGAGAAGAUCCGUUGGAAAGAGUCAGUAGACAACUUUGACAAACUCCUGGUCAAUGUUAUUGGUGAUGUCAUGAUGUGUGCUGGAGUGGUGGCUUACCUUGGAUCGUUCACUGGAGAAUAUCGUGUAGCAUUAGUCGAAUCAUGGCAAGCGUCCUUAAUAAUUUCCAAGGUGCCUCACACAGAGGGUGCCAACCUGUUUUCAAUCCUGGCAGACCCAGUUAAGAUCAGAAACUGGCAGAUAGCUGGUCUACCAAGAGACACUCUGUCUGUGGAGAAUGGUAUCAUAGUUCAAUUCUCACGAAGAUGGCCACUCUUCAUUGACCCUCAGGGACAGGCCAACAAAUGGGUCAAAAACAUGGAAAAGGACAAGGGUUUGGAUGUGGUCAAACUCACUGAUAAGGACUUCCUCCGUAGCUUAGAAAAUGCCGUUCGUUUUGGGAAGCCUUGCUUGCUGGAGAAUGUAGCUGAAGAGCUAGACCCUGCAUUGGAGCCCAUAUUGUUACAACAAACCUUCAAACAGGCUGGCAGCACUGUCAUCAAACUGGGAGAUUCUGUCAUCCCAUACCACGAUGAUUUCAAAUUCUAUAUCACCACCAAGCUUCCCAACCCUCACUACACCCCAGAGGUUUCCACCAAGGUCACCCUUGUAAACUUUACCCUCUCUCCAAGUGGUCUGGAGGACCAACUCCUCGGUAUAGUGGUGGCAGAGGAGAGGCCUGAUCUGGAAGAGGCCAAGAAUGCACUAAUUGUGAGUAAUGCCAAGAUGAAGCAGGAGCUUAAAGAGAUAGAGGACCAGAUUCUUUAUCGUCUCAGCAAUGCGGAGGGUAACCCUGUGGAUGAUGUGGACCUUAUCAAAGUACUUGAGGCCUCUAAGAUAAAGUCACAGGAGAUAUCCGCUAAAGUGGCAGAUGCUGAAAAAACUGAGGUGGAGAUUGAUGAGACCCGUAGCAAGUACAUCCCAGUGGCAACUCGCACUCAACUCCUCUUUUUCUGUACCACUGAUUUGUCCAGCAUCGACCCCAUGUAUCAGUACUCCCUUGAAUGGUAUAUUCGCAUCUUCCUUGGCUCUAUAGCCUCCGCUGAGAAGUCAGAUUACCUUGAGGAACGUAUCCACAAUAUCAAUGAGUACUUCACCUUCAGUCUCUAUUCCAAUGUGUGUCGUUCCUUGUUUGAGAAACACAAGCUCCUCUUCUCAUUCCUACUCUGUGCACGGAUCUUGCAGAAUGACAAUAAAAUUAAUAUGGAUGAAUGGCGUCACCUAAUAGCUGGAGGUACGACCAUCCCCAAACAGCUUCCCAAUCCUGCUCCAAACUGGAUAUCAGAUCGCAUGUGGAUGGAUCUGCUCGGUCUCACUGCUCUGCCAUGCCUGGCCACACUGCCUGAAGAGUUCCUGGACAACAUAGAGGGUUUCAAGAGGAUGUUUGAUAGCAAUGAGCCACACAGAGAACCUUUACCAGGUCACUGGGCCACCGAUUUGGAUGAGUUCCAGAAACUGCUAAUGGUCAAGGGUGUGCGUGCUGAUAAACUCACUAACGCCAUGCAGGAUUUUGUGGCCAGCAAGUUGGGCCAGCGUUUCAUUGAGCCCCAGACCGCAGAGCUGGGUUUGGUGUUCAAGGAUUCAUCCACUACAACACCACUCAUUUUUGUGCUCUCUGCUGGCACUGACCCAGCCGCUGACCUCUACAAGUUUGCGGAGGAGAUGAAGUUCCAGAAGAAAUUGUCUGCCAUCUCCCUGGGUCAGGGUCAAGGUCCCAGGGCAGAAGCUAUGAUGAGACAGGCCAUGGAUCGAGGUCGCUGGGUUUUCUUCCAAAACUGCCAUCUCUCCCCUAGCUGGAUGCCCACUCUCGAGAGACUUAUCGAGCAAAUCGAUGGAGACAAGGUGCAUCGUGAUUUUCGGCUGUGGUUGACUAGCAUGCCUAGCCCCAAAUUCCCUGUGUCAGUACUGCAGAACAGCUCUAAAAUGACCAUGGAGCCUCCUCGAGGGAUCAAGGCCAAUCUCCUUAAGUCAUUCAUUGGGUUCAAUGAUGAAUUCCUCAGCAGUAACUCCAAGCAAUCUGACUUCAAGUUCCUGCUCUUCUCACUGUGUGUAUUCCACGGUGUGACACUGGAAAGGAAGAAGUUUGGAGCUCUGGGAUUCAAUAUCCCCUAUGAGUUCACGGAUGGGGACCUUAGGAUCUGUGUCAGCCAGCUCAGCAUGUUUCUGGACGAAUACUCAGAGAUGCCGUUCAAGGUUUUGAAGUACACAGCUGGGCACAUCAACUAUGGUGGUCGUGUAACUGAUGACUGGGACAGGCGUUGCAUCAUGAAUAUCCUCAACGAUUACUACUGCCAGGACGCUCUCAGUGAGACCUACUUAUUUUCGGAGUCGGGUGUUUUUCACCAGCUACCACCAGAUGCUGACUAUAAAGCGUAUAUGAACUACAUUCGUUCCCUGCCUAUCAACAGCAACCCUGAGAUAUUUGGACUUCACGACAAUGCCAAUAUCACCUUUGCGUUAAAUGAGACCUCUCAGCUACUCUCAGGAAUUCUGAAACUGCAGCCAAAGUCAACUUCAGGCGCUGGAACUUCUAGGGAAGAUGUUGUUGAGGAUGUUGUGAAGAAAGUGAUGGAGAGUGUCCCUAAGCCACUGCCCAUAGCUGACAUCAUGGAAAAAUACCCAGUCACGUACACAGAAUCCAUGAAUACAGUGUUAGUGCAGGAAGUCAUUCGCUACAACCGACUCUUGAAAGUGAUCCACUCCUCACUGCAAGACUUGAAGAAGGCUCUGAAGGGCCUAGUGGUCAUGUCUGAAGCUCUGGAGACUAUGUUCAACAGUAUUUACAACAAUGAGGUCCCUGAAAUGUGGGCUGCCAAGGCUUAUCCCUCUCUCAAACCACUGGCUACCUGGGUGCUGGAUCUGGAGGAAAGAAUGAAAUUCAUCCAGGGCUGGAUUGAUGAUGGAAUUCCCCCUGUCUUUUGGAUUUCCGGAUUUUUCUUUCCACAAGCUUUCCUGACUGGAACUCUGCAAAAUUUUGCUAGAAAAGCAGUCAUCUCCAUUGACAUCAUCAGCUUUGACUUCAAAGUGAUGAAGGAUCCCUACACAUCCUACACGUCUCGACCAGAAGAUGGUUGUUACAUCCGAGGAUUGUUUGUCGAGGGUGCAAGAUGGGACAUGGGCUCAUUCGAAUUAGCUGAGUCUCGACCUAAGGAGCUCUACACUGACAUGCCUGUUAUGUGGCUCGUCCCGACUGCAGACAGGAAGCAGCCAGAGUGUGGGAUCUACAUGUGUCCUGUCUACAAGACACUCACUCGAGCAGGCACAUUGUCUACCACUGGUCACUCCACCAACUAUGUGAUUGCAGUUGAAAUUCCAUCAAGCAAGCCGCAGUUCCACUGGAUAAAGCGUGCAGUGGCCCUCCUCUGUGCACUCAACUACUGAACACUUCCAUAUGAUUUUAACUCAUUACAUUAGUUCGAACUCACAUAGAUCUACAUGUAAAAAUUAAUAAUGAUGCAUGAUUUUUAUUAAUGAAUGCAAUUACGCAA
Messenger RNA from Halichondria panicea, 13130 nucleotides. RefSeq names its product dynein axonemal heavy chain 1-like. Gene Ontology annotation, molecular function: ATP binding; minus-end-directed microtubule motor activity; dynein light intermediate chain binding. The record is from RefSeq and is a predicted model, not a curated record. Gene Ontology annotation, biological process: microtubule-based movement. The transcript has 67 exons. NCBI's taxonomy places the organism in Eukaryota, Metazoa, Porifera, Demospongiae, Suberitida, Halichondriidae. Gene Ontology annotation, cellular component: dynein complex. The coding region runs from base 133 to 13023 and encodes 4296 amino acids.